UAUCAUCCCCAACCCUAACGCGCGCCGCCGCCGCCGCCAUGGCCGACUCCGGCGACUCGUCCCCGCACUCCGCCGCGGCCACCGACGACGCGCACCACGAGGGCUCGGAGGCGGCGGCGGCGCAGGCGGCGCCCCCGCCACCGGCGCCGCCGGCGAAGGUGCGGUUGAUGGUGAGCUACGGGGGGCGCAUCCAGCCGCGGCCGCACGACCACCAGCUCUCGUACGUCAACGGCGAGACGAAGAUCCUGUCGCUCGAGAGGCCCCUCCGCUUCGCCGACUUCGCCGCGCGGUUGGCCGGCCUCGCGGGUUCUCCGGGGGACUUCUGCGUCAAGUACCAGCUCCCCGGCGAGGACCUCGACGCGCUCGUCUCCGUCACCAACGACGAGGAUCUGGAGCACCUCGUCCUCGAGUACGACCGCCUCCACCUGCUCCGCCCCGCGCCGGGAUCUGGCGGCGGCUCGUCCCGCGGCGGUUCCACGCCCAGGCUCAGGGUUUUCCUCUUCCCCGUCCAGUCGCCCACGCCACCGCCCCCGCCGCAGCCGUCCGGCCUCCUCGAGCCCAAGCAGGAGCAACGCCAGUGGUUCGUCGACGCGCUCAACUCCGUCCAUCAGCCGCCGCCACCGUCGCCACCGCAGCCGAAGCAGGAGUCGGUCUCCGUGCAGUCGCCACCACCAGCGGUUGUGCCGAUGCCGCAGCCGCCGCCGGUGUUGCCAGCGCCGACGGGCCCCGACUACCUGUUCGGCCUCGACAACGGCUUCGUCCCGCCGCCCGCGGUGAAGGUGAAGGACCCCGCCGGUGACCCGCCGACGGUGAAGGACAACGUCCCCGUCGAGAUCCCCGCCAAGAACGACGACCGCCACACCACCAACCCCGUAAGCGACCACGUCGUUGUCUCCCCGGUCGUCUCUCCCGGCGAGUUCCAGCGCCAGAUCCAGGGGCUCGAGAAGCUACAGUUCGCCGACACCGCCGCGCAGCAACCACCACCACCACCUGCUCCCGCUACCGCCGCGCCGCCGCCGGCGGCCCUACCGAGAAAUGGCAGCGACGACUCCCUCACCCGCGCCUACCCUCCCGCCACCGUCACCCCAACGCCGCCAACGGCCACGCCGGAGUACUACUUGCCCAAGUACCAGGAGAAGCCCGCUGCUCCGCCUCCAUCAUCCGCUCCACCGCCGACGGCCUUCCUACCGGUGCCGGGAAGGUAUACAUCUGUUGCCCCUGGCUCUGGCGCUGACCAUGCCCCCGUCUUCUUCAUCCCCGCGCCGCCGCAUGGCUACUUCACCACCGCCGCUGGCCCCGGCGCCACCUCCUUCCCCGCCGUCUACGCCGUCGCGCAGCACAAUGGCAAUGCCAAUGCGAGCGGCAAUGGCCCUUCCCCCGCCGCCGCGUCGAAUGCUCAGGCCUACGCGCCGCAGGUGGCGUAUGACAGCAAUGGCCACGCCAUCUACUACACCAGCGUCCUCCCCCAGUAUGCUUCGGCUGUCAGCGGCGUGCCGGCGGCGGCCACCGUGCUCGGCACUGACCCAGCCAAGCCGGUGGCGGUGAAACCAACAGUUUCCUGAGCAGCAUGCCAGUAUCUUAACCUCGCCGCCGAUGGGUUAAAAAACUAAAAAAGAGUUUGGCAAUUUUCUCUGUCUAGUCCGUCAAUAUGCGUUAAUAUGUCAGUUGGAUUCGUUAUUGUCUCUAGUAUUUACCUAUAAUAUUCUUUUUCUCUCUCUCUCUUUUGUUUAGAGUUUUGGUUUUGGCCUUCAUGAUAUGCGACUAGAGUUCUUGGUGUGCUUAGAUGUACAUAGUCUUUCUGGACAUAAUGGAUAUUAUAUUAGCCUAUUGGAUGAGUUCAUUAACGAUGUCUUAAGGUGUUACUUCUAUUUGUUAAUUCUUUUUAACAAUGGCAUCACAAAGGUUUCAGUAUGUUCA
Messenger RNA from Oryza sativa Japonica Group (Japanese rice), 1917 nucleotides. RefSeq names its product leucine-rich repeat extensin-like protein 1. Gene Ontology annotation, molecular function: protein binding. The record is from RefSeq and is a predicted model, not a curated record. Lineage: Eukaryota; Viridiplantae; Streptophyta; Magnoliopsida; Poales; Poaceae.